Nicotiana tabacum (common tobacco) is the source of this 928-nucleotide messenger RNA. Its product is annotated as universal stress protein A-like protein. The record is from RefSeq and is a predicted model, not a curated record. Lineage: Eukaryota; Viridiplantae; Streptophyta; Magnoliopsida; Solanales; Solanaceae.
CACCCAAAAGCCGCCAGCACAAAAUCCACAAACCGCCAACAGGUUUUUCAAUCCACCGGCUACAGCCCUCCAUUGAUAACCCAUACAAUUCCUCAAGACUCCCAUACACUGACAACGCUAUAAAUAUCUUCAAUUGAUUCGCUCACUUUCCAUUUUCAGCUAAAAGUCCAAAGACACUCAAAAUUUCUUCAAUCAAUCAUCGUUGUGAGGUCAAAUAUUGGGAUGGCUGACGUGGCAGCAAAGGCGCGGAAGAUCUUGGUGGCCGUUGAUGAGAGCGAGGAGAGCACCUACGCCCUUUCAUGGUGUAUAGAGAACAUAUUCACUGGAGGAAAUACCAAUGAUGCCCUUAUCCUCCUCUACUCCAUACCUCCUCGAGCUGUUUACUCUUCCUUGGACGGAACAGGUGAGAAAGACAACCCUGAAGGGUAUUUGUUUUCAUCUGAUAUAUUGGCGACGAUGGAGAGGUACAGUAAUGAUGUAGCACAGUGUGUUAUGGAGAAGGCGAAACGACUUUGCAAGGACUUGGAUGGGGUUAAGGUGGAGACGAUAGUGGAGCGCGGUGAUGCAAGGGACGUGAUUUGUCAGGCGGCGGAAAGGUUACAUGUCGACAUGCUCGUCAUGGGAAGCCAUGGCUAUGGUGUCAUCAAGAGGGCAUUUCUUGGGAGUGUGAGCAACCACUGUGCACAGAAUGUCAAGUGUCCAGUUUUAAUAGUGAAAAAGCCAAAAACCAAUGGCAGCAGCAAAUAGAUUUUGUACGUUAUUGAAUUUGUUUGUGUAAUGUAAAUAAGCAGGGUUCUGUGAUUUUGUUGUAGUUUUUCUUUUUCUUGUUUACCUUGAUUUAUGUACUUUUGGAUUAAACUUGCAGAAUGAUUGUAUGAUUGCUUUUCAAAUUUAUUUGCCUUUUGUUCGGGCAACCAUUUUUGCAUGA